AUGGCUACUACUCAGACAGUUAUUGAAGUGGGAGCUACCAAUGAGGAAAUUAAAGUUCAAUUGGCUGCGUCUGACGGCAAGCAUCUGUUAUCAGACCCUGGUAAUCAUCCAGCUGAACAUUUCAAAGAUCAAAUGUCAUGGUUAAGGUUUCAGACGAGGCAGUACUUGAUUAGAUUCACAAACAACCAAUCGGAUUUCGUAUAUUCUUUACAGCAAAAGCACAGAACGCCUUCGAGAGACGUUUAUUUCAAGUACACGUCGCUGAUGGGUUCCCAUAUGUUUUAUGUUAUCGUAUUACCUAUCCCUGUGUGGCUUGGAUACCUUGAUUUAACUCGCGAUAUGAUCUACGUUCUGGGUUACUCGAUCUAUUUAAGCGGGUACUUAAAGGACUAUUGGUGCCUGCCAAGGCCAAGGUCCCCGCCAGUGGAUAGAAUCACAUUAAGUGAGUACACUACGAAAGAAUAUGGGGCACCCAGUUCACAUUCAGCUAAUGCUACCGCGGUGAGUCUACUAUUUUUUUGGAGAAUAUGUUUAUCUGAUACGCUAGUAUGGCCUAGGAAGUUGAUUUUACUGAGUGUGGUGAUUUUUUACUAUUUGACUCUUGUUUUCGGUAGAGUUUACUGCGGUAUGCAUGGUAUGUUGGAUUUAUUCAGUGGUGCCGCUGUUGGUGCUAUCUGUUUUUUCAUUAGAAUUGGAGUGGUCCACGCUUUACGAAAUUUCCAAAGUGGGGAGCACCUCUGGUUUCCUUUUUUGAGUUUAGUAUGGGGCCUAUUCAUUCUGUUCAACCACGUCAGGCCCAUUGAUGAAUGUCCAUGUUUCAAAGAUAGCGUAGCCUUCAUUGGUGUGGUAAGUGGAUUGGACUGUAGCGAUUGGCUGGUCGAAAGAUAUGGAUGGAAUCUUGCAUGUAGCAGGUACGAGUCGUGUGGCCUUAAAGUGUUUUUGAGACCUCUAGUAGGUGUCGCCUCCGUGGUUAUUUGGAAAGAUGUCAUUAGCAAGACAGCCGUCUACACGCUGUUGGUUAAACUAUUGAGAUUUCACGAUGAUAGAGAUGAAAAGGAACAUUCACAUGACAAGAUUCCUGAAGAAGUAGAGUGUUCGACGUACGUCGGUGUUCCCAACGUAGAAAUUAUCGGGAGGUUUCUUAUAUAUGCAGGUAUACCUAUUAUCGUUUUUCUGUUAUGUCCAGUUUUUUUUACCUGGACCAACUUAAGAUAG
Messenger RNA from Saccharomyces mikatae IFO 1815, 1215 nucleotides. RefSeq names its product sphinganine kinase YSR3 (gene YSR3). The coding region runs from base 1 to 1215 and encodes 404 amino acids. The transcript has a single exon. Gene Ontology annotation, cellular component: endoplasmic reticulum membrane. Gene Ontology annotation, molecular function: sphingosine-1-phosphate phosphatase activity. The record is from RefSeq and is a predicted model, not a curated record. Lineage: Eukaryota; Fungi; Ascomycota; Saccharomycetes; Saccharomycetales; Saccharomycetaceae.